This is a messenger RNA of Capsaspora owczarzaki ATCC 30864, 787 nucleotides long. RefSeq lists its product as hypothetical. The record is from RefSeq and is a predicted model, not a curated record. The transcript has 5 exons. Gene Ontology annotation, cellular component: COPII-coated ER to Golgi transport vesicle; endoplasmic reticulum; Golgi apparatus. Gene Ontology annotation, biological process: Golgi organization; intracellular protein transport; endoplasmic reticulum to Golgi vesicle-mediated transport. NCBI's taxonomy places the organism in Eukaryota, Filasterea, Ministeriida, Capsasporidae. Bases 47 to 718 code for a protein of 223 amino acids.
UCAGUUUUCUCAGUUUCUCAGUUUCCGUUGGAUUUUUUUUUUUCUUAUGACGCGGCUUGUCCUUCUCGCAGCCUGCGCUGCACUGGCGCUCGUUCUCGUCGCUGCGUGUGCUCCGCGCGGCUCCGACGCACUCUACUUUCUCGUCAGCGAAAGCGACCGCAAGUGCUUCCUGGAGGAGCUCCCCAGCGACACGGUCGUCAAAGUCAAGUACGAGUUGGAGGCGUACGACGAGGAGCUCGAGCGAUUCAUGCCCAGCCCGACAACGGGUCUCCACUUUAUCAUUCGCGAUCCGUCCAAGAACAUUAUCAUGCAAAAGGACUAUGGCGCAGCAGGAACUGUCAGCUUUACAUCGCACGAGCCAGGCGAACACACCAUCUGCCUCUCGACCAACACCACUCGCUACUUUGGCGGCAAGACGCUGAAAGUCGAUAUUGACAUUUCGCAAGGCGAGGAAGCCAACGAUUACAAGGAGAUCAUGAAGAAGGACAAGCUGACUGAACUCCAGGUCCGCGUCCGCCAAGUCAUGGAUCAAGUGCAGCAGAUUGCCAAUGAGCAAGCUUAUCAGCGAAUCCGCGAGGCAAAGUUCCGCGACACCAGCGAGAGCACAAAUGCUCGCGUUCUUUGGUGGUCGAUCGGGCAGACUGUCAUCUUGCUCGGCACCACCCUCUGGCAAGCGCACCACUUGCGCUCCUUCUUUAAGAAGAUCAAGAUUGUGUAAACAACCUUGUUUGGCGUGUGUGCUUUUUUUUGUGUUGUGCAAUUUGUCGAUUAAAACAUUAUUUGAGCA